UUAAACUAUUUAGUGAUCAGUAUUAAGUAUAAAAGACUUUAAGUUCACAUUUGCUCAGUAGUUUUGUUAAAAGAACGACAGAUACUGAAACAAAAUGUUGUUUCUCAUUUUGAUAUUCGGGCUGACGUACGCGUCAGCAAUGGAAAGUGUGAGUUUAAGAGAGUUUAAUUUAUUUGAUGAAAUAAAACCAAUGGAUUUGUCAAAGUGCAUCGGAAAAUGUUCAUGGCCUUCGAAACAUAUUUUUUCAAUAUUACCUCACGAGGAUUGCAACAAAUUUUGCAAAUGCUUUUUGGGGCAUCUGUUUGUAAAGAAAUGCCCGAGAAACAAACAUUGGUCAGUUGAGUUACGAAGAUGUGUGUUGCCUAAAUUCGCCAAGUGUGCGGAAAGAAGAAUGGGUUGCAUUGGAAAGUGUCCGGAUGAAAAUUGGCCACAAGCUGUCCACGUUUUGCCCAACGCUGAUUGCCGUAAAUUUUGUAUAUGUGAGAAAGGCACUGCGCUGGUUAAAGAUUGCCCGUAUGGCUUCAAAUACAGUAUUACCCAUGGGAUUUGUUAUCCGCCUAACGAAGCAGUCUGUAUUUCGGAUGCAACUACAACUACUUCUACUACUCCUUCAUUGAUACCAGAGAAUACUCAUUGCAUUGGCACGUGUUCACAAAAUCCUGAUGAUUUUGAGUAUCUAGCCCAUGGUGAUUGUACUAAAUACUGCAUUUGCGUCAAUGGUAACCCUGCGGAAAUGGAAUGCAAUUAUAAUUUACAUUUUUCAAUGGAUAUUCAUGAGUGUGUUAGUCCUGCUGAGGCUGAUUGUAAAAAUCGGCUUAUAUUUAGUUAUUAAUUUUUAAAAAUAUAUAUAUUAGAAGAGUAAAUUGACAUGGAAAUAAAUAUUUUUCAUUAUGAAAUGAAAACAAAAAUUUUUUUACGACUGGAAAAAAUUUCUCGCCCUAAAAGAUUUUUUCUUGUCAUUGUAUUUGAUGUCAAUUUUGAGUUUCAAUUUUUUGAUGUCAAUUCAGAAUGGAAAUUUUAUUUUUGGGCAAAUUAAAAUUUUUUUGAG
Microplitis demolitor is the source of this 1048-nucleotide messenger RNA. Its product is annotated as peritrophin-1. Lineage: Eukaryota; Metazoa; Arthropoda; Insecta; Hymenoptera; Braconidae. The record is from RefSeq and is a predicted model, not a curated record. Gene Ontology annotation, cellular component: extracellular region. The transcript has 2 exons. The coding region runs from base 95 to 832 and encodes 245 amino acids. Gene Ontology annotation, molecular function: chitin binding.